AUGCCAUGCAACCAUAAGGUUGACAUCAACACACUUCUCGCAAAGAUAUAUGAAUCUCUUGCUGGAAAGAAACCUGAGUCGCACUGUAAGGUCAAUUUAAUUAAAAGUCUUGAAGAGAAGUUGGGAUCAAAAAGAUAUUUGUUUGUUCUUGAUGACGUUUGGGUUGAAGAGAGAGCAUAUUGGGAAGCAUUUGAGAGUUGUAUGCUAAAUGUAAACUCACAAAAUGGAAGUGGCAUUCUUGUCACUACACGGAAACUUGAAAUCGAAACUACUGGAAUGAAGGCUGAUUCGUGUCUUUUAAAUGGUCUUUCUGAUGAUCAUUGUUGGGACAUCUUUAAAGAAAGAGUGUUUGUGGCAGGCACAUCACCCUCUCCAGAACUGGAGGCGAUAGGCCGUGAGAUUGUAAAAAAAUGUGGUGGUUUACCAUUGUUAUUAAAUGUAACAGGUGGCAUGUUGGCAAAUUACAAUGAUGAUAAAGAAAAAUGGUUGUCCAUAAAAAAUAGCAAGGUUUGGGAUCUACAAGAAGAAAGGGAUAGAGUUCAAAAGAGUUUGGCACUGAGCUUUGAUAAUCUCCCCAAUUCUAUUGUGAAGCAAUGCUUUGCAUAUUGUUCCAUAUUUAAGAAAGAUAAGGUUAUCGAAAGGGAAGAACUGGUCCGGCUUUUGAUGGAUUUAGGAUUGAUUCAAGCGGAUGAGGAAAGAAACAAGGAGAUGGAAGCUGUGGGAAAUAAUAUUUUUCAAAUUUUGGUCAGCAAUUCGUUGCUCCAAGAUGUUGAAAGGGAUGAGUAUGGUCGCGUUGAUAAUUGUAGCAUGCAUGAAAUGGUGCAUGAUCUGUCAUUAUCACUUUCAAAUCAUGAAAGCUUAUGUUUGGUGGAUGCGACAAAUGAUGAUAUUGCAUGUAUACCUCAGUUUAAACAUCUCUCUUUUUACCAAGAUCAGAAUGAGUACGAUGAAUUGAAAGCCAAUGUUUCUAUGUUCGUGGAAAGGAAUACACUGGCUAGAACUUUGCAUACAUUGUUUAUCAAAGUUGAAGCCGAGAAGAAACUUUCAUUUUAA
Lactuca virosa is the source of this 1053-nucleotide messenger RNA. Lineage: Eukaryota; Viridiplantae; Streptophyta; Magnoliopsida; Asterales; Asteraceae. The record is from the annotation of a GenBank genome assembly.